Messenger RNA from Sabethes cyaneus, 988 nucleotides. RefSeq lists its product as uncharacterized. The record is from RefSeq and is a predicted model, not a curated record. Bases 123 to 479 code for a protein of 118 amino acids. NCBI's taxonomy places the organism in Eukaryota, Metazoa, Arthropoda, Insecta, Diptera, Culicidae. The transcript is spliced from 4 exons.
AGUCUUUUUAUAGUGUACCAUUGUUCAUAUUUUUUGAAAUUAUAUCCAGUGCAGUGCGUUAAACAGAAAUAGCGAAUUAAAUUAUUAAUUCUCUCAACCGUAAAUAAUAAAUAUACUGAACGAUGGCUCUGAAGUCAGAUUUAAUCUGGCACAAGCUGAACGAGCGCUUAGCACGAGUUGAUCGCAACAAGAGAUCUUUCUUGGCCAUCAUUUUCAUUCAUCUUCGCCAAGAAGGGAAAAUAGUUCGGAGUGUUGUUCUAGACUGUGCUGCUCUCAAAAUAGAGGAAAUUGGGACAGGCUCCUUGUUUACUACAUCGUACCCUGCCGAACGGAUCGACGCAUCUAUCGAAAUUGACGAUGAAGACUUCUACUCGGUGGCAACGAAGCAGACCACAUUUUCCUCCCUUAUAAACCAGGAAAAGGUAAUAGUGCAGGGUAACCAGGAAUGCUUCUCGAAACUGGAUGAGAAGUUUAAGUAGAAUAGACAGAAGAAAUGUAUUCCGGAAGGAAAAAUGGUUAAAACACAGACCAACCGACGUUUCGGCAGGGUUAACAAUCUGGAAUAAAAAUUUUUAUCGACAAUUCAAUCCAAGUCCAGUCUAAAGAUCCAGUUCUGUUAGCCUGUUACCAAAAUAAACUUCUUCAUAUAUUAAGGAAUUGUAAACAAAGCUAGUGUUCAGCCCACACGAAUUUACUUGCUAAAAUAUGUUAAAAAAUAUUCAUCAUUUUCUUCUUAUAAUGUAAAAAUUAUAUACAAGAAUCCAACCGGAAGAGGAUCCAUUACUGACAAACUAACUCCAAAAUAAUUGAAGAUUUGUGAUUCUUAACUCAAUAAAUAUAUUGGAAAUAAAUGUAGCGCAGAAUAUAGAAAACACAAUAUCACAAUAGAUCGAAUAUUGCUCACGGUUUUUAGCUUUAUUUCGAGUGUGAGCAGUGGAAAACUUUUCCAUCAAAAAAUGAUUAUAUCUACAAGAUAAGCUAAUUAUUA